Brugia pahangi is the source of this 591-nucleotide messenger RNA. NCBI's taxonomy places the organism in Eukaryota, Metazoa, Nematoda, Chromadorea, Rhabditida, Onchocercidae. The record is from the annotation of a GenBank genome assembly.
AUGGAAAUGGUCUUUCUUCUGUUGAUGCAAUAUUUUAUGAUAACAUUUAUUGAAGCUAUUUUUUAUACAAAAGGGCAAAUUUCAAGUUUACAAUGUACGCAACAUUCAUUUUGCUCUGAACGUGAUCGUGCUCGUUGGUUAGAAAGACGUCGAUUGUAUCAAAUUUUAUUUACGCUCAGAAAUGAACCAUUCACGCAAAUUCAAAUGCCUAUGCCAGCAUUAUCAAUUAAUCGUUGGCAUAAUUACUUAUGCUAUGAAUAUCAAAGCGCAGCAUUUUUAAUGGAAAAUGAUAGUGAACGUUGGCAAAUAGCAUGCUUAUGGAAUGGUAACGAUAUUAAUGGGACAUGUGCGCCAGCACCGCCCAGUAAUAAGCCAAUUAAUUAUAUUGAACCAGAAAAAUGGCGACAAAUGUUAUAUAAAUUUCGAAAAAGUAUUGGUUGUACAACAAAAGCUAUUUGGGAGGCAGAAAAGGCACAAGAAUUAUAUGUUUGUACGGAACGUUGUUUACAUGGCGGAAUUGGUUAUAUGCCAGUAUUGUUUAUUGCUAUGACACUUAUGAUAUCCAUCACUUUGUUAUGUUUUCGAGGAUAA